Messenger RNA from Phytophthora sojae, 1743 nucleotides. RefSeq lists its product as hypothetical. The transcript has a single exon. The annotation marks the transcript as partial. The record is from RefSeq and is a predicted model, not a curated record. NCBI's taxonomy places the organism in Eukaryota, Oomycota, Peronosporomycetes, Peronosporales, Peronosporaceae.
GACGCGGAGGACGAGGAUCCGUCCGCGCCGCCGUCUCCGCAUGACGGACGCGAAGUGCGCAUCAUGUUCCACGGGCGCGAGGUGUUCGCUGAGGACCUUAUCGGUCUGCGCGUGGCCAAGACGUUCGCUGGCCACGGCCGCUUCUUGGGACAAGUAGUCAAGUUCGACAAGCGUGUCUCGCUCUACACUGUGGUCUACGCGGACGGUGACGCAGAGGACCUGACGGUGGACGGCACGCUGCAGAUCCUGAUCCAGGACGAGAUCGAGCGCGCGGAUCCGUCGCAGCCCCCGCCGGCCAUCUCGCUGCUGCUGAAGAAGACGGAGGGCGGGGCGUCGCCCGCUAGUCCCGAUACUGGGGACUUUAUGAUGGCACCGCCGAGGCAAGCCAGCGCUGCGCCUCGACGCGCGCGUAUCCAGGUCAGCGAGCGUGAGGCGCAGUUUGUCAUCAGUCUGUUCGAGAACCACGCGCUGCCCAGUCUGGUGCGGCAAGGGUGGCGCGUGCAGACCAGUACCUCUGGAAGGGGCGAGACGCGCUUCGUGUCGCCUUCAGGAGAGAUCUUCCUGUCUGCGCUGGACGUUGUCGGGUACAUCGCCUCCGAGAGCGAGCUCCUCACCGCGUGCUUCCCUGCUAACGUGCACUCCGCUAUCCUGUCGCUGUUGCCCCGUGAAGCUGCACCCAGCUCGGCAGCGUUUACGGACACGGGAAGCAACCACGGCAGCACUGGAGGUGCGUCGAGGAAACGAACGACGUCAGAUUCGCCUAGCGCGGAACAGUUUGACGGCAAGAGGACGCGACAGGCGCGCGAUGACGCGUACGUAGCCGCCGGGAUCCCGAUGCGUGCGGGUAUGGGGCGUGGUGCUGAAGCGGCGCUGAACAGAACCGAGGAACUGAAUCGACGUGCGGAGGCAGCCAGCCGUAUUGCUGCUUAUCGCGGACAAGGUAUGGGUGGGCGCAUUCGGAUGUCUGGAGACCGGCUCGUCGGAGGUGAGACGACGAGUGAAGCUCGCAUCCAAGCCCCGCCUGAUCUUAGAGGAUAUCGGCGAGUUUCUAGCCGCGAUCCCACGCUGGAGAAUCCUUUCUCCUCCCGUUGGUCUGGUGUUGAACCGGCCCCCGGUCGGGCAGAAUCGGCAGAGUAUACUCGCCGGUUUGCGGACUCACCGGGCUGGCGAGAACGCGGCGACGCAUUCCUGUCAGAUCGCCAGCUUGAAGCACACCCUCGCAAUCGCAUUCGAGCAGAAGGCCGCUACAUUCAGCGAUUGAGCGCGCGGGCCGCGCCGGAAGGAACUGCGUCGGGCACGCCCACAGGCUACUACCGGGACUCGACGGGCUCCUCUCCUGGCGGCCAGGCGAGUCCGAUGCCGGGUGGUCUGGGAUAUCCUCAAUACCCAACGAUGCGAGCAAGAGCUGCAGACUACGGCCGAACAUCCGCAGCCCCUCGACCUCGCGAGACGGCAAGCUUCAUGUCGCCCACUGACACUCUGGGAGCUAGCGCAGCAUUCUCCAUGGUGGAUGUCGACCGCAUCUCUACGUCUCGACCAGGAAGUGCUCAUGGGGAGCAACCGCGGGGUCGCUCCCCACGACAGGCUGAAGCUCAGCAGGCAUACCUCCAACACCGCUGUACCAACAGUGGCCACAGCUACCGCGGCAGUGAAAGUCACUAUGCUGCGGAAGCCUCGAACGAACCUCAAGGCGAACAGCACAAAUCGAGUGCGAGUGGCACAUCCAGUGCCCCCAACCAGCAG